AUGGAAGCGCUCAACACCAACGUCGACCUGGCAAGCCUUGAAGGCAGGUCUGUACUCAUUACGGGCGGUGCAUCGGGCAUCGGCCUAGCAACCGCCAAAGCCUGGGCCUCCGCCGGCGCCUACAUAACCCUCGCCGACAUCCAACCCCUCGAAAAAGGCCAAAAACUCGCCUCCGACCUCUCCCACAACGGCCAACACGUCAACUACGCCUUCUGCGACGUCACGUCCUGGGAGUCUCAACUCGAAGCUUUCCGCUCCGCAGUGCGAUUCUCCCCCCGCCAAACGCUGGACAUCGUGGCCACAUUCGCGGGCACCGCCUUCGCCCCGGGGAAUGAGGUGGAGCAUGUCUUGUUUGCUGGUGAACCGAGUCUUGACGCGGAUUUGAAGUCGCCGAAUACCAAGAACAUCGACGUGAAUUUGACGGGCGUGUAUUACUCCUCCUUCCUGGCUUUAUACCUCUUCCGCCUCCCCGCCUCCGACGCCUCCCCACCGGGCGACAAGAGUCUCAUCUUCGUCUCCUCGAUUGGCGGGUACAUGGACUCGCCCAAAGCGUCCACUUACCCGGCGAGUAAAUUCGGCGUCCGGGGGCUGUUUAGAAGCACGCGCGCCAGGACGCUGGAGUUGGGGGUUAGGUGUAAUUUGCUGGCGCCGUGGUUUGUGGAUACGCCGUUGAUUGCGCCGGUCAAGAGUGCGAUGGCGAAGAGGGGGGUGGAGAUGGGGAGGGUGUUGGCGUUUGCGACGAUGGAGGAUUGUGUGAGUGCGGCGAGCUUUUGUGCGGUGGAUGGGGGGUUGCAUGGUGAGGGGUUUGUUGGGGAGGGUGUAGGAUUGUGCUGA
This is a messenger RNA of Fulvia fulva, 834 nucleotides long. Its product is annotated as 5'-hydroxyaverantin dehydrogenase. Lineage: Eukaryota; Fungi; Ascomycota; Dothideomycetes; Mycosphaerellales; Mycosphaerellaceae. The record is from RefSeq and is a predicted model, not a curated record. Bases 1 to 834 code for a protein of 277 amino acids. Gene Ontology annotation, molecular function: oxidoreductase activity, acting on the CH-OH group of donors, NAD or NADP as acceptor. The transcript is spliced from 2 exons. Gene Ontology annotation, cellular component: cytoplasm.